Messenger RNA from Euleptes europaea (tarantolino), 467 nucleotides. RefSeq names its product melanoma antigen recognized by T-cells 1-like. The coding region runs from base 18 to 362 and encodes 114 amino acids. The transcript has 4 exons. The record is from RefSeq and is a predicted model, not a curated record. NCBI's taxonomy places the organism in Eukaryota, Metazoa, Chordata, Lepidosauria, Squamata, Sphaerodactylidae. Gene Ontology annotation, cellular component: melanosome; endoplasmic reticulum membrane; trans-Golgi network.
UACUUGGACUGAACAAGAUGCCCAGGGGAGAGCAUUACCUAGAUGGCAACUUUGGCAGAGGGAAGGGGUACACCUAUCUUUCAGCAGAAGAGGUUGCAGGCAUUGGAAUUCUCAUUGUGGUUCUUGGUGCUUUACUGAUUCUUGGCUGUUGGUAUUACAAAAGACGCAGUGGUUAUAAAAGCCUUCUGAGCAAGAGUUUCAGAGGGGCCACCAUGCAGACCUCAGAAGGUAAAAGUGCUUUGCUGGGCUCCAGAUACCCCUUACAAGAAUACACCACCAACUUCAACCAUGUGGUGCCCGAUGCUCCACCAGCUUAUGAGAAGAUCUCCGCCAGCCCUUUACCACCACCAUAUGCGCCAUGAAACAGGAACAAUUAAAUCAGAAUGGAAGCUAUAGCUAGGUUCUUGCUUAAAUACAUGUACACUCUUUCCUUUCUAGCACUACAUAAGGAAAAAAAAUAUGCCUGU